GAUUCUGUAACUAAGAUGGAAGGUGUGCACAGACAGUUUGAACAAUCACAAAAAAACUAUGUGAAAGAAAUUGAAAAUUUGAAAAAUGAAUUGAUGACAUUACAUGCCAAACAUAGUGAAGAUAGAGCUAGCUUACAAAAAGAACUGGAAGAGGCAAUGAAUAAACAGUUAGAGCUUUCAGAACAGCUUAAAUUUCAGAGUUACUCUGAAGAGAAUGUUAAAAAACUACAAGAAGAGAUUCAGAAACUUAGGCCAGCCUUUGAGGAUCAAAUUGCAUGUCUCCAAAAGCAGUUGGAAGUUGCCACUGAUGAAAAGAUGCAAGAGAUUACUCAUCUCCACAAAGUCAUUGAGGCAAACUCUCACCAUUACCAAGAAGAUAUUAGUGUCUUGCAAGAUGAACUUUUACAAUUGAAAGCUACCCAUCAAGAAGAAGUGAAAGAAUUGAUGUGUCAACUUGAAGCAUCAGCUAAAGAGCAUGAAUCAGAGAUAAAUAAGCUAAACCAGCUAAAAGAAAACCUAGUGAAACAAUGUGAGGCAAGUAAGAACAUUCAGGAGAAAUAUGAAUAUGAAUUAGAAAACUUAAGGAAAGACAUUUCAAAUGCAAACCAAGAAAAUCAGAUUUGUUCUAUGGUCUUAAAAGAAGAUGCUUUUGUAGAACAAGUAGCAAAUGAAAAAGUCAAACACUUAGAAGAUUCCUUAAAAGAACUAGAAUCUCAGCAUAGUAUUUUAAAAGAUGAGGUGACCUAUAUGAAUAAUCUUAAAUUGAAACUUGAAAUGGAUGCACAACAUAUAAAGGAUGAGUUUUUUCAUGAGCGAGAAGACUUGGAGUUUAAAAUUAAUGAACUGUUAUUAGCUAAAGAAGAGCAAAGCUGUGUAAUAGAAAAAUUAAAAUACGAAUUAGAAGAUUUAAAUAAACAGCUUUGUUGUGCUGUAGAACAACAUAACAAAGAAGUACAGAGUCUUAAGGAACACCAUCAAAAAGAAAUAUCAGAACUUAGUGAAACAUUUUUGUCUGGUUCAGAAAAAGAAAAAUUAACAUUAAUGUUUGAAAUACAGGGACUUAAGGAACAGUGUGAAAACCUACAACAAGAAAAGCAAGAAGCAAUCUUAAAUUAUGAGAGUUUGCGAGAGAUUAUGGAAAUUUUACAAACAGAACUGGGAGAAUCUGCUGGAAAAAUAAGUCAAGAGUUUGAAACAAUGAAGCAGCAGCAAGCAUCUGAUGUUCAUGAGCUUCAGCAGAAGCUGAGAACUGCUUUUAAUGAAAAAGAUGCUCUUCUUGAAACUGUGAAUCAUCUCCAGAGAGAAAAUGAAAAGUUAUUAUCUCAACAAGAAUUAGUACCAGAACUCAAAAAUACCGUAAAGAGCCUUCAAGAAAAGAACGAAGUAUACUUGACUAGUCUCAGUCAAAGAGAUACCAUCUUACAAGAAUUAGAAGCAAAGAUAAAUUCUCUUCAUGAAGAAAAAGAUGAUUUCAUAAGUAAAAUUAAACAUUCCCGUGAAGAGAUAGAUAAUCUGUAUAAAAAAUGUGAAAGAGAACAAAGUUUGGCUAUGGAACUUAGGAAGAAAGUGGAGCAAACUGCCCAGUACAACAGUGAACUAGAACAAAGGAUAAAUGAGUUAACAGUAAGGCUAGAUGAGACUUUAAAAGAAAAGGGCCAAAAUGACCAGAAAUUAGAGAAACUUACAGUUCAUAUGAAAGCUGUCUCUGAAGACCAGGAAGCAUUGUCAUCUAAAAUAAAAUCUCUUUAUGAGGAAAAUAGUAGACUAAAUUCUGAAAAGAACCAGUUGAGUAGGGAUUUGGAAGCUCUUUCUCAAAAUGAAAGCGAGUCUGUGCUUAAAGAACAUAUUACUGAAUUGGAAAAGACACUUCAGUUAAUGGUUGAAGAGCGAGAUAAUUUAAAUAAGCUGUUUGAAAGUGAGCAAGUUCAGAAGUCAUUUGUCAAGUCUCAGUUAUAUAGGUUUCUUCAACAGAUGGGGUCAUUGAUUUCAGAAGAAAAUGAAGAUGAUGUUGGAAAUAUCCUACAAGUUGUAGGUGAAACUUUAACAAAAAGGAAUGAAGAAAAACAGAACUUGGUUUCUCAAUAUGAUGAAAGGGUAUUACAGUUGGAAAAAAAGAUUAAGUGCCUACAAGAAGAGAAUGUAAUUCAGUGUGAAGAACUUAGAUCUUUACUAAGAGAUCAUGAACAAGAGAAAGUUCUCUUAAGGAAAAAGUUAGAAGAAACCCUGUCAGAAAAAGAGGCCCUGCAACUUGAUCUAGAAAUGAAGAAUGCUAAUGAAAAAACAAGACUUGAAAAUCAGAAUCUUUUAAUUCAAGUUGAAGAAAUAUCUCAAACAUUACAUAGCAAAAGUGAAAUACCUGAUGAAAAAUCUUUUUUAACAGAAUGUGAAAAGCUAAGGCUAUUACUAGAACAAAAAGAAUCUGAACUACAAGGUGUGAGAGCAGAGUUGAUAUUAUUAAAGGAUUCCUUAGAGCAAUCACCUGCUGUAGAAAAUGAUCAACUCUCUUUAGUAAAAGAGCUGGAAGAAAAGCUAGGAAAUCUGGAAAAAGAGUCCAAAGAGAAGGAGGAGAAAAUAAGUAAGAUAAAACUAGUUGCUGUGAAAGCAAAGAAAGAACUAGAUUCCAGUAGAAAAGAGGCCCAGACACUAAGGGAAGAACUUGAAUGUGUUCGGUCAGAAAAGGAUCAGCUGUCUGCUUCUAUGAGAGAUCUCAUUCAUGGAGCAGAAAGCUAUAAGAAUCUUUUAUUAGAAUAUGAUAAGCAGUCAGAGCAGUUGGAUGUGGAAAAAGAUCGUGCUAAUAAUUUUGAGCAUCACAUAGAAGACCUUACCAAGCAAUUAAGAAAUUCAGUUUUCCAGUGUGAAAAAUUCAGUUCAGACAAUGAAGAUCUCCUGGCUCGUAUUGAGACACUACAGUCUAAUGCCAAGUUAUUAGAAGUACAGAUUUUAGAAGUCCAGAGAGCCAAGGUAAUGGUAGACAAAGAAUUGGAAGCUGAAAAACUUCAGAAGGAGCGGAAGAUAAAGGAACAUGCCAAUACCAUACAUGAGCUUGAAGAACUUCAGCUACAAUUUCAAAAGGAAAAGAAACACCUUCAGAAAACUAUGCAAGAAUUAGAGUUGGUUAAAAAGGAUGCCCAACAAACUACACUGAUGAAUAUGGAAAUAGCAGAUUAUGAACGGUUGAUGAAAGAACUAAAUCAAAAGUUAACUAAUAAAAACAGCAAGAUAGAAGAUUUGGAGCAAGAAAUAAAAAUUCAAAAACAAAAACAAGAAACCCUACAAGAAGAAAUGACUUCACUACAGUCUUCAGUGCAGCAGUAUGAAGAAAAAAACACCAAAAUCAAACAGCUGCUUGUGAAAACCAAAAAGGAACUGGCAGAUUCAAAGCAAGCAGAAACUGAUCACUUAAUACUACAAGCAUCUUUAAAGGGUGAGCUGGAGGCAAGCCAGCAGCAAGUAGAAGCCUAUAAAAUUCAACUGGCUGAAAUAACAUCUGAGAAACACAAAAUCCAUGAGCAGCUGAAGACCUCUGCAGAGCAGCACCAGCGCACACUGAACAUGUACCAGCAGAAGGUGACAGCACUGCAGGAAGAAAGCCGAGCUGCCAAGGCAGAACAAGCUGCUAUAACCUCUGAAUUUGAGAGCUACAAAGUCCGAGUUCAUAACGUUCUGAAACAACAGAAAAAUAAAUCUGUGUCCCAGGCUGAAACUGAGGGAGCUAAACAAGAAAGGGAACAGCUGGAAAUGAUGAUUGACCAACUGAAAAUCAAAUUACAAGAUAGCCAAACUAGCUUACAGAUCAGCAUAUCUGAACUACACACAUUGCAGUCUGAGCAUGAUACUCUGCUAGAGAGGCACAACAGGAUGCUGCAGGAAACUGUGACAAAAGAGGCAGAGCUGCGGGAAAAGUUGUGUUCGGUACAAUCGGAGAACAUGAUAAUGAAGUCAGAACAUGCCCAGACAGUGAGUCAACUAACAUCCCAGAAUGAAGUCCUCCGCAACAGCUUCCGAGAUCAAGUGCGACAUCUGCAGGAAGAGCACAGGAAGACAAUGGAGACUUUACAGCAGCAGCUCUCCAAGGUGGAAGCUCAGCUCUUCCAGCUCAGGAGUGAACCAGCUACAAGAAGUCCAGCUUCGUCCCACCAACCUCUGAAGAACCUUCGAGAAAGGAGAAACACAGACCUCCCCCUUUUAGACGUGCACACUGCAACUCGGGAAGAGGGAGAAGGGAUGGAGACAACUGACACAGAAUCUGUAUCUUCCACCGGCACAUACACUCAAUCUUUAGAGCAGCUUCUUAAUUCUCCGGAGACCAAACUUGAACAUCUUGCAGAACCUCCUUUGUGGCAUGCUGAAUUUACCAAAGAAGAAUUAGCUCAGAAGCUCAGUUCUACCACAAAAAGUGCAGAUCACUUAAACAGCCUGCUUCGGGAAACAGAAGCAACCAAUGCCAUCCUUAUGGAGCAAAUUAAGCUUCUCAAAAAUGAAAUAAGAAGAUUGGAAAGAAAUCAAGAGCGGGAGAAGUCUGUAGCUAACCUGGAAUACUUGAAGAAUGUCUUGCUACAGUUCAUUUUCCUGAAACCAGGUAGUGAAAGAGAAAGGCUCCUUCCUGUUAUAGACACAAUGUUGCAGCUUAGCCCUGAAGAAAAGGGAAAACUUGCCACAGUUGCUCAAGGUGAAGAAGAAAAUGCUUCCCGUACUUCUGGAUGGGCAUCCUAUCUGCAUAGUUGGUCUGGACUUCGAUAGAUUGAUGGAAAGAAAAUCCUUAUUAACCAAAUAGAAUCCAUUUGAAAAAAAUGGUUCCCAUAUAUUACUGUUGUUCUUCUGUUAAAAAGUAUGUAUAUCUGUUCACAUCCUCCUCUACUGUACGUACGUAUGACAGAUGUAUUUAAAGUCUCAGCUUGAAGUAAAAGUACAACAGCUUGAAGUAUUGGUACCAGUCUGUCCACAACCCUCUAACUCAGCACCACAAACACCACAGAGUGAUCUCCCAGACAUAAUCUCAGGUGAGAGUGCAAGGAAAGAAUUCACUCCCCAUCUCUAGAACCUCAGGACUUACUCAUUUCUGUGAAUUUUGAAGUUAAAUUAGAUUUGGUAUCAUACCAACUGGAAUUUAAGCUUUCCAAUAAUGUUUCAAGAUUAUUGGUGCAAGAUCAGACUUGCAGGUAAUAAUUAUUAAUUGCUGAGAAAAUUUUGUAAUUAGCAUCUGAAGGAAAAUGCUUUCUUGGUAAAGUUGGCUUAUGUUUAUUAGAUUUUCAAGUAAAUAUGCUGUGCUGCAGUUAAUUAUGAAGCUGAAUUAAAUUGCGAUUUAGUUACUUGCUUUAAAAUAAACUGCUCUUUUUUUCUCUAAAGUGUAUUUUCUCAAAACUCACUAUGUUGUCAGAAAACCUGGUACUGACUGGUGUGACCCACCUACUUCGGCAGGUAGUUUCCUGGUGUCUCUACAGGCUCAUACUAUGGUGCCACUACUUAAAAAUCAUAAGUCUGUUUUGAGAAUUCUCUCCAUCUCUCCAGAUUAAAAAAAAAACAACUCAGAACAGUGACUGUGUUACUUGGCAUUGAAUCUACAUGUGAAACCGGUGCUUCCAGUGUUGGAUGAUGAUGUCAUUCCCUCAGCUUGCCCUCUAAAGGAAUUUAAAGACACGUCAUAGAUCAGGGCUCUAUUUUCACAGUUCUGGUGAAUAAUCCUAGCUAGCUGGUGGUGUUCCUUGCCUUUGACACCUCUGAGUAUUUUAUUGACUAGAUAAAAAAAAAAUGUGUUCUUAAAUUUGAGAAUUCUAUUUUUAAUAUUUAAUCACCACACAGUAUGCUCUCGGAAGUUCUUAAUUUGUACUCUAAUUUUCAGUAUCAAGUGGAUACCUGACUUUGUACUUCAGUUACUAGGAACAUUAGUUUCCAAUUUUGGUUUAACUGAAAUUUGCUGCUGACAUGUUGAGUUUGUUCUUUAAAAACUAUUCCUUUAUUUCUGUCUUCUGGACUUAGAAGAACAGACCUAACUAGUAAAUGUGUUAAUGAAAAUGCAUCUAUUUCAGAGCUCACUUUAAAAGUUUAGUUUUUUUUACUUUAUAAACUGUGAAUAUGAGUGUGCCAGUGGCAUACAAUCCAGUUGUAAUUAUAUUUAAAUACUUUCUCUUUGAACCUAGGUCUUUUGAAUUCUAUACACACUUAUUUAAAAAU
Castor canadensis (American beaver) is the source of this 6171-nucleotide messenger RNA. NCBI's taxonomy places the organism in Eukaryota, Metazoa, Chordata, Mammalia, Rodentia, Castoridae. The record is from RefSeq and is a predicted model, not a curated record.